AGUCUGGAGAUCGGCAAGUCGCGCUGACCUGUCGGUCUGCCUUCUUUGCCUGCCAGUACAUUUGGAGAUAUUGAGAGCGGGAGGGCGGAAGAGGAAGCAGACCAGCCCCCCGCUCGCGUACCAGCCGCGCGGCCACUGAGGUGGCAGGGUCGCAUGCAGGUGAUGUACUGGCCAGAUCUCGGGUUGGGUGGUGGGUGAUGCAUUCAUGCAUUAUCUCGAGGUAACCUGGCCAAGCUGGGCCGGUCGAUAUUGUUUACGUUUGAUAUACCGGCCGAGCGAGCGGGAGGCAGCCAGGCAACGUCGGCUGGAUCCAGCGAGAAAAAAACACGCCACAGCGCGCUACACUCUUUACAGCCUGCCCAUGUCUUGGUUCGAUGACGGCAAAUGGCACUCUUGUGGGAGCAGUAUUUUACCGUGCCCGUCCAUCGGUUUCUGGAGAAGGUCACUCACCCUCUUUGUGUCGCUUGUCGAACCUCACCGUGGCUUCAGAUCCGACGGCCGUCGGCAGUCCAGUGAGUGAGGGCAUUCGGUUACAAGGCAAAGGUGAUAUAAAAAAAGAAUAAAAAGAGAAAAAAGCCAAGAAGGGAUAAAGGAAGAGUAAGGGUGGGAAAAGAACAGAGACAAGAAGCGGCAACCGGAAACUUCCCCAUCUUCCCCAUUCCAAGCCCUAUCCAGAUCCUCCCGAAUCAAGCCUUUUCCCCUAUUCCCACCCAAUAAACUCCCCCAACACCCACCCACAUACCUCGAGGCCACCCCCACCCGCAGUCCCAAGCUAUGUCGGUCCGGAACGCGACCGAGCGCGACAUCCCCGACCUGAGGAGCAUCCUCCUCACCGGGCUCCUGUCGGACCACGUGUGGAAGUACUGCUUCCCGCUCGGCCAGGGCGGCGCCGUGCAGCUCGUCGACGACGCCCUCCGGCUCUGGCUCGACGGCAAGGCCGACGAUAAAAACCAGUGGCUCGUCACCGUCUCGGACGACCUGGAAACGGAGAAGCCCGUCUCCAUGGCUGUCUGGAGCCUGCCCGGGUCCCUCGAGGACACCGAGAGCGGGGACGGGGGAGACUUUGUCGCCUUCCAAAGCAGCCUCAGCCACGCCGCCGACACGGCCCGCCUGACGACGGCAGACGAGACUGCGGCCAACACGCCAACCCCGACCAAGCACGAGGUCUCGUCGGCGGCGCGCCUGGCCGCCGUGGCCGAGGCGGUGCAGGUCACGACGCGGGGCGGGUCGGGCCCGCUCCUGUCGCGGUACGGCCCGCAGGUGGUGCUGGUGCUGACGGCGACGCACCCGUCGCAUCGGUUCCGGGGCCACGCGCGGCGGCUGGCGGCGCACGGCCUGGCGCUGGCGUCGCGCCGCCGCGCCGCCGUCAGCGCCCUGGCCGGCCCCAUGGGGUACAUCUUCCUCUCGGGCCUGCGCUUCUCCGACUGCGGCCUCGCCACCGUCGCCGUCCCCGGCGAGCGCGACGAGCUCGACCUCAAGGUCAUGGUCCAGCCCGCCCCGCCCGGCCGCAGGAGCCUGUCGCGGCAGCUGAUGGGACUGUUCGGCGCCGGAGCCGGCGAGAGCGGGAGCGAGAGGGGUAGCCCUGCGCCGCCUGUUGGUGAGAGGAGGCCAUCGGCGUGGGAGGAGAGGAAGCGGAGCGGCGUCAACGCGAGGAAGAUGUCGGCGGUUUGAGGGGAUGGGGUCGUGCUCCCAGUGAGGGUUGGACGGGAGUUUUGGCGUUGGGUGCUGAGUUUUUUCGAGGCUAGAUGACCUGGGUUGUGAUGCUUGUUGAUGUCAACUUUACUUGGGUUCUCUAUUAAAAGAGCUGCUGAGACCUUAAGAGAUUCCAUAACUCUUUCAUACCAAUAGAGCCUACUUGUCACAACGGGCAACACAUAGCUCUUCAAAUCUAUGUCUAGUCCAUCCGUGAUUGGUUGUGACAGCCCAGACAGCGACCAACGGCAAAGGGUCCCAGAAU
This is a messenger RNA of Gaeumannomyces tritici R3-111a-1, 1957 nucleotides long. RefSeq lists its product as hypothetical. Bases 775 to 1671 code for a protein of 298 amino acids. Lineage: Eukaryota; Fungi; Ascomycota; Sordariomycetes; Magnaporthales; Magnaporthaceae. The transcript is spliced from 3 exons. The record is from RefSeq and is a predicted model, not a curated record.